UUACUUAAAGGUUCUUUCCGUUCAGUGACGGAUGCAGGCGAAAUCCGUGAAAAGAUGCUAUACCUCAUUGUUAUCUUGUUAUCGUAACAAUGCCUUUAACACCCCCCGUGAAAAUCUCCACAACGGAAAUGCAUACAGGUGGAGAACCCUGUCGAAUUGUAGAAAGUGGACUCCCUGUGUUGCAGGGUGCGACUUUGCUGGAUAAAAUAAACUACAUGAGAAACAACCUGGACGAAUACAGAAGACUUUUGAUGUGGGAACCACGAGGUCAUUCCGAUAUGUUUGGAAUGCUGCUCGUGACACCAGAUAUUGAAUCCUGCGAUUUUGCCUGUAUUUUCAUCCACAAUGAAGGUUAUUCCACAAUGUGUGGCCAUGCUUUAAUAGCUUUUGGACGUUAUGCUAUAGAAAAGGGACUCGUUAAAACGAUCACUUCACCGGAGACCCGAGUGAACAUCCAGUGUCCGUGUGGUCCCGUGACUGCUUACGUCACAUAUGACGGCAAGAGCACCGGUGCCGUCAGAUUCCAAAGUGUUCCGUGUUUUGUCUUCAAAACGGACUUGGAUGUAGAGGUCCCUGGCUAUGGUCAGAUUACGGUGGACAUUGUUUAUGGAGGCGCUUUCUACGCUAUUGUACCUGCCGGACAGUACGGACUGGACAUAAGAGAAUCUAAGGUGUCAGAUCUAAGGGAGGCUGCUGGCGCCACAACAGAUAUUUUGAGGAAACAAUUAAAGUUGUCCCAUCCAGACACAGAAGGCGUGUCGCAUCUCUUUGGUACAAUUAUGACGGACGGAAAUGACGAAAUCACAGAUACCAUUUGUGUCUUCGCAGAACGCGAGGUCGAUAGGUCACCAUGUGGGUCAGGGACAUCGUCCAGAAUUGCUCUACAGUACUUCAAGAACAAGGUCAAGGUUAACCAAUCAAGGACGUUCAGAGGUCCUUCUGGAGACGUGUUUAGUGCAAAGGUCGUCAAAGAGGUCAACUGUGGAAAAUACCGAGCUGUUGUCACUGAAGUCAAAGGUCAAGGUUACUUCUGUGGAAAUUCUACUUUCACCUUGGAAGAAAACGAUGUCACCGGAAGAGGGUUUCUUUUACAGUAGCAUCCCUGCAGUUAGACUUGCGUGUUAUACAUAUAUAGACUAUAUUAACCGUUUUCCAAGUUUAUGCUACUUAAAUGUCUUCAGUUAUCCAAUAGUUUAUUAAAACUUUUUUUUUUAUCCCUGUAUUGUUUACUAUGUAUAUUUUAUACUGAAAAUUAUCGUCAGUUGGAAUUGGACCUUCAGUGCAAUAAAUCCAAAACUCAUGGAAAAGUAUUUCCAAUUGCAUCUAUAGCGCGUGUUGGCUUGUUAGAAGUCUUACAAAUCUGGGUCCAAGAACAAAGGAUAAAUAAAUUGUUGGUCUAGUCAUUGGUCUCAAUGGGGAAAGCGUCCCGUAUUAGCUGUCUAGGAAGUUUUCAUUAGUGAAGUCAGUGUCUUUUAUUUAACAAGAACUAAAAUUUUUGGAAAGAACCAAAUAUUGUGUGAAUACAAAUAGGCGAAUAGUAACUAAAAUAUACUUUUCUCCUACUGUAAAUGUAUGACUUACUCUGUCCAUCCUCCUCUCAUUGCAUACUUCA
Messenger RNA from Magallana angulata, 1612 nucleotides. Its product is annotated as trans-L-3-hydroxyproline dehydratase-like. Gene Ontology annotation, molecular function: hydro-lyase activity. The record is from RefSeq and is a predicted model, not a curated record. The coding region runs from base 90 to 1097 and encodes 335 amino acids. The transcript is spliced from 4 exons. NCBI's taxonomy places the organism in Eukaryota, Metazoa, Mollusca, Bivalvia, Ostreida, Ostreidae.